GUUGCGAUCAAAAAAAAAAAAAAAAAAACGAAAACAAUUCGUGUGCGCUUUUCUCUCCUCCAUUUCUCUAUUUUUCCAUUCUCGACUGUCUUCUCUUUUCGCGUGUGUGGACUUCUCUCCCCUUCUCUUUCUCUCAAACUAUGCAGCAAUCUGUCGUUGUACAGCAAUAGCCAUGAAGGUCAAAGUCGUAGGCUGCCACAGCAGGAGCCACGUAAUCGGACGUUGCUGCCGGAGUCGAGUAGAGUGGCAGCAGAAGCUGCGGAAUCAAUAAGCGGAAGGAUCUCUCUACUACGCCUCUAAUUCCAUCCGCGGAGUGCAACAACAGCGAACGAAGCCCCGGCAGAGCAGAGCCCGCAUGAAUUGGCAUAGAAAAGAAUAAACAAAGCCGAAGCGUCAAAGCAAGAAAAAAAUAAAUAAAUAAAUAAAAAUAAAAAAGCGGCGCGCGAAACGAUUCAGAUUGAAAAAGCUGGGUCGCAAGCGGGCCCGAGGGGGGCGGGAAGUGCUGCUCUGCCGUGAAGGAGAUAAAAAGAGCCUCGUGACGGAGGGCCUUCGCACGGCCCUGGCGCGGCUGCGGCACGGCACCCCUUCCGGGGGCUCCCUGCCGAACACACCUAAUCCAUCUUCGACGCCCGAGCACAAGGCGCACGGAUGCUCGGAGCAGCGUGGUUCGGCGGGCAGGAGUUCGGCGGCGUGGGUUAGCCAUUCAGCAGCUGCCGGUACCACGGCAGCUGGCACAUCGGGACGUCACCACAACGGGGAUCAUGGUUCGCGCGGUGAAAGUGAUCUACUCGCACACGCCGCAUCGGCGCUACGUCGCUUCCAUUUCAAGUCGGUUAGCCGUACCGUGCCCAAACUAGUCAUCAUGGGCUCCAGUACUGCAUCCGAAAACACUAUCAAUACCAGCACUGACAGUGCCAAUACUAUGGUCACGAUGGUAACCACAACGGACGGUGAGCCACACGAUGAUAGCUUGGAUCUGAUGGACAUACCACCGGAGCUUUCGCCGCCACCUGUGAACGACGUCGUCGCACCAGCACCAGUUCACAAUAAUGGUAUAGUCGUCGCGAAUUCGACUAUUGUUACUACUAGCAUGAAUGGAGUAACAGCGCCAGUUACCGUUGUCGUCACAUCCACGUCGCCACAACUACAACAGCAGACCAUCGUUAAGCCAUGCGAAAAUGGUCUUCCUGUCCAGUUGGUAAACGGAACUGCAAUGACCAAUGGACCAUCUACCAUAGUUCAAAAUGGGCAUGGUGUUGCAAAAAUAGUGCCAACGUUGUCUUCGGCGAACUCGGGUGCAGAUAGUCCCGGUGCGCCUCCACCAACACCAAUGGUGGGUUCGCAGCAGGAGUCAAGGUUUACCUUUACCUCUGAACAACGUGCCAGAAUACCAGCGUUACCUGAUCUCAAGGCUCUCGACUUCUUCAGCCAACCGGUACGAGGCUCAGUGGACGCAGGCCAACCAGCGGACGCUCAGCAGAUAAGCUCGAUGUUGGCACUAGUGGCGGCCAAGGACAAGUUGAGAAACGGCUCGGUUUCGCCGCCAUCGUCGGCAGUCACGACAACCAACUUUGGCGCUGCGACGAACGAUCAUAAUCAUCAUAAUCAAUCGAUAACGAACGGCGUCGCCGUGACGAACGGCGAGAAAAGUCCCGUGAGCGAGCAGUUGAAGAAAAGCCCGACCAAGCCAAACAUCAACGUGACCACGAAUCCGCUCGACAUCUCGUUGUGCACUACACAAAUCGCACAAAAUAACAAUGCUGGCACUGGAGCACGAAGCAGAAAUGCAGAAUCUCAUCCCCUCGUAUCGACCAUUCAUUCAUGGGUCAGGCUCUUUUUCCCGUUUUGCGCAAUAGGCGGGAAUCCCACCACUGGAAAAAGGACUGCCCAAGCGACCAUUGUUGUUCAACAACCUUCACUGUCAUUGGACGGCGGCCCUGCUGCUACGAUUUUGUUGAGGCCUACCGAUGCCGAGGCCAUGAGGAGGGAAGAGAACAUGAGGCAAUUGUUAGAUGUGGCUAAUACAUUGACUAUGCAAGAGAUACAUGAUUUUGAAAUGAGAUAUGGUAGCCCGCACCACAGUCGUUCGCAAUCGGUAAGGACACCAGGUUCACGAGCGUCUGGUCGUCCUAAUUACUUGUGCCUGCCGCAACAACGUUCCCGAGUUGCUUCAAUGCCGAAUACUGGAGUCGAGGAGGAAUACUAUCGACUACGCCACUUCAGUAUCACUGGUAAAGGGGUGGUCAAUCGUGGCGAUUCACUCAAAAGCCGACGAUCCAGAUCCAACAAUAGCGUCGCCUCCAGCAACUCGAGUACCGAGCACUUGACCGCCUCGUAUCCCGGCACAGCGCGUAACUCGGCCACCGGCUCACUAGCCAGCUCGAGAGAAAGCAGUGCCUCCCAGGGACCAGCACCAUACCGCGUUCUCAUGGUUGGAUCUGCGGCUGUUGGCAAAAGUUCCCUCGUGUCGCAGUUCAUGACCUCUGAGUACCUACAUGCCUACGAUACGUCUAUUGACGAUGAGUCCGGCGAGAAAUCGGUGAGCGUGCUGCUAGCCGGCGAGGAAUCCGAAUUGACUUUCAUCGACCAUCCUUGCUCCGAGAUGACGGCGGAGAAUUGUAUAGCAUCGUACGAGCCACACGGUUACUGUGUGGUUUACUCCAUCACUGAUCGCCACUCGGUGCGCAUUGCCGAGGAAUGCCUCUUGUCACUUUGGCGGAGCGACCAUAUACCUGCCAGAGCAAUCAUUCUUGUUGGGAACAAGGUAGAUCUGGCUCGUAGUCGUCUUGUUUCUACCGAGGAGGGUAAGAACUUAGCAGUGACCUACGACUGCAAGUUCAUCGAGACAUCCGUAGGAAUAAAUCACAACGUGGACGAGCUAUUGGUGGGUUUGCUCACUCAAAUCCGUCUAAAAUUAGAAAAUCCCGAGCGCAGUCGCGACCUAUUCAGACGACGCUCGCGACGCAACCGAAGUCGCUCGCCAUUGGGCUCGUGCUCGGAGACCAACUCGCCCAAGAAGUAUCGCGGCAGCCGUACCAGUGCUAGCCUCAAGGUGCGCAAUUUACUUGGCAAAGUAUGGGCCCGCGACAGCAAGUCCAAAAGCUGCGAAAACUUGCAUGUACUCUAAAGUACAUUAACACACAGCAUACACAUUCACACACAGACAUACAUCUCCAAGACUGACUGCGCGAUUAUAUGUAUGAGUGAGUUUUAGACCACCACGCGGUACGUGGAAUCGAUCCUGCGUGUAUAUAUAAUGCGUGUGUGAUGUAAGUAGAUUUUGUUUUAGAGAAACGAGCAUACGUAUAGUUAGAUUUUUUUCCAGAGUUAUACGAUAUAUUUUUUAUGGCAUCUUUGCGCGCUGGAAAAUGCUAGUUGUUUAAUGUUUGGGCAGUGGUUUCGUCAUGAGAAAGUAAAUUUAAAGCCUUUAAUAUGCGAUACACACUUUGUCUAGACGAUAUUACAACUGUUGCAGAGACGAGAGAUACAAAGUUCGAAAUGUAAUUGAUGUACAAAACUAGUAUUGAAAGAGAUAUAUUCUAUUCUAGACGCGGAGGAUUCAACAAGUUCGAGUAAAAAAAGUGAGAUAGUGACGUAUAGAGAUAAAGAUAAUAGUACAUAAGGAAAUGAUAUGCGGGCGUAUUUGCCUUGGGUUGUUACCAUAAACCUUCUUCAAAACGUGUUUAUUGUAAAACCAAAAGAAAAUAUUUUACGUUCGAUACCGAUAAACGUGUAUUCCUAAUUAGUUUUAUCAUGCAUAAAACCUACAUAGUAGUAUAUAGUCAUUGAACUAUCGUUCAAAAUACAUAGAAAAUCUACGAUCUAUCUUUCGGAAUUCUCUGAAAUGUAAAGAACAAACAUUCAUUCGUUACAUUAGACGCACAAAACCCUAUUAUAACUUGAUACAAACAUUAUUUUUUCUACGUCAUAUAUAUCUUUAUACUGUAAUUUCACUCUGUAUUCGCAGAAUAUCCAUAUUUUUCUAUACACUGUGAACAAACCUCAAGCCAGAAAGUAUCACUGACAAAGCCAUAUAGACACGCAACAGAGAUUCGAAAGUUUUCCGAAUCCCUUGAAAGUAUAUAAACGCAGAAUCGAUUCCAAUUCGCUUGUCGUCGAUAUUUUACGCACGACAAACAACAACCAAAAUGAUAUGUAGGUAUAUGUAUAGACAGUGCGCAUGCUUGCCUCGUCUGAAGAAAAAAUCAGAGUAUGGAGUGUCGUUAAAUUUUAAUCGGUGUGCAAGUGUGCGCGAACGAUAAAUGCAAAAAUCGCUGCCACGUAUAGCGGAAAGAAACUGUUUUAGUUCCAAGUUUUCAAUGCAGGGCUAUAGUUGGUUUUUUUUCACGAGAAAAUUACCUUGCUCGCUACACUACAUGGCAGAUCUUUUUUCUCGACCUUGACUCGUUGCACGGACGUAUAUAUACGAUAUUUUCUUUUAGUUCUUAUUAUUCUUUCGUUCCUGUGUGCGGCACCGUACAGGUUCCUUUCAUCUUUAGGAUGAUGCGUUAUCAAAGCAUAAAAAAGUUUCACGCUUGUAUUUCGCUUUAGUUUUUCAAACGCCUCCGAUACUUAGUACAAUAUUCUUUGAAAAAUCAUUUACAUUGUUUGACAAAUUGUCUCACCAUCAUAGUUUUUGUUUUGAGGCAAAACAAAAAAUAAAAAAUCAAAAAAAAACUGUUGCCAGUAAAAGUAAAGUGUGAUGAUGCUAGAUGCUAGAAAACGUUGUCAAGGAAAUUGCUAUUUAAGUAAAUAUGUUGAAGUUGCUUGAUUCUUUGCACUUCCGAUACGUAUAUACGCUCGAAAAGUAUAAAGUAUAUUAUAGGUGCUACUAUAGUUACAAUAGAAUUAUAUUUAUUCAUGUGUGUAAGAGCGAGUGAAGCAAAAAGUGCCAUAUGAUUGCACUCGAUUAGAUUAUAAAACUUGGCGAGUAAAAUUCCUUGUGUGCUUUUUUUUAAUGAAAAACAAACCAUAUAGAACGUUCAUCGUAAUUUUAGUGGAACUUCCUUCGAAACUCUCUUUGUCAUUGUAAAAUAUAGAAGAUAGAUUUAAAAUCAAGACAUACAUAUAUGCGUGAGAUUUAUGACGAAAUUAUUUGAAGAAAGAAAAAGAAGUUUGUCAAAAAAUAAAUUAAAAACAUUUUUCAAGAAAUUAAAACGAUGACCAUGUAUGAAUUUACACAAUUUUUUACAUUACGAUUUUAUACGUUGAAUUAAAAGUUAUAAUACAAUUAAAAAAAAAGAAAAUCAAGCCCGUGGUAAAAGUUACGCGAGAGGCUAAGAAAAAAAAUAUAUAUAAUAUAUUAUAAAUUGAACAAAGCGACUUAAUCAAGCGUAUUUGUUUAAUAAAAUAAAUAAGCAUGUGAAUAACGUUUGAAGAAAACUUUGACCAUUAAGAACAAAGAUAAUUUUAGCCAAUACGAUAUAAUACAUUUCACGUAAUAUUCAAACGUAAAAUGAUAUUUAUUUACUUUGUUUCAUUUUAAAAAGAAAAAAUUAUUUAUUGAUUUCUUCUCGUUAAAAUUAGAGGAGAAUACAUAUCAUCAAUUUUGAUUAUGACGAAAAAAGAAAUUAUUAAUAAUACAUUUGAAAGCUACAAAUCUUUACUGGAUUUUUUUGUCGCUUUGAUCGGAGAAAACGAAAUGUUCAUUAAAUGAUAGGAGACAGUUUUAGUAAUAGAAAAAUGUCGAUGUACUGUACUCGUGUUAGCUUUGUCACACAUCCACCCAAUGGAAUAAAAGUCAUGUAAAAUUUAUUCCAGCGACGAGCGAUGGAUUAAUUUUUUGCAUGUGUAAUUUUCGAAUAUAAUAUUGCGAUAUGAUUACUAGAUUGACGCGGGCUUACAGCUGAAUCGUCGAUUUUCCGAGUUGAGUUCUAUUGUAAAUACAAUAUAUUAAGAUUGGCAAUGUCAUUUUUUGAUACGAAUACUAAAUUAUAAUAAUAAUAUACUGAAAAAUGAAACUUCGAAUUACGUAUAUUAUUCUUUUAUAUUGAAAAAAAUGUUACUACUUUUUAAUGUUGGAAAAUCUUGAAAAAAAGAAGAAAAUCAAAAUAAAAUUAGAUACGAAAAACAAUGAAGCAAGAAUGGUCUACAAAUCAUUUGAUUGCUUGCAACGAUUUGAUCGAGCCUGAAUAUUCCAGUUUCCUUCUUAAGCGAUGUAAUGAAUCGGAAAAUAAGACGAUUCCUCGUUAUAUUUCCUGAAAGCCCAAGUACAACGUAGUUAAGAGUAAAAUGAAAAAAACGCGAAAGUAGAACUAAAAAAACGGGGCGCGAAUUGGUCAAGAGUUAUAAUUAUAUUAAACUCCUCCAUCAAAACGAUAUAAUAACAAGAUAAGAGCAAAUCCUAGAUGAAUAUACAUUAUUACUAUUACUAUUAUUAUUAUUAUUAUUAUUAUUAUUAUUAUUAUUAUUAUUAUUAUUAUUCCAAUCCGCUCACAUAAACACACACCCACACACACACAUACAUGCUCGAACGACUGGGUACGCGGUCCAUUAGCGAAUAAUUAUCGAAGGCGUUAGAGCCAAACGCUCUCGAUAAUUCCCCAUUGAAAUAUCGUUGAUGAAACAAGUAGGCCGAGGACGCUGGGGUUUCGUGCACCAAUACACAUAUGCAUAUAUUCGUUGCUGCGCGCACAAUUAAUCGAACGCCAAAGUGCUUAAUUUAACUUCUACGUUUAGUCGAAAAGCACUCCUCACCUAAAAUUAUUGAAUAAAUGAAUUUUUUUAUACAAGUGCUUUAUAAUAUUGCUGCAAGAAAAAUUGUGAAAUUCAAAUGCCGUGGCUCAUGGAAUUAUAUUUUCAUUGUGUGCAAUCGGUAUUAAACGAGGUAAAUUGCAUAGCGUACAUAAUUCAAUAUUUCGAUUACCAUUUCAGAAACCUUGGAAAAGCAUUACAUUAAUAAAAAUGUAAGGCUAUAUUAAUGAAAGAAGAUUAUAUUAUCGGACUCGCUGAGCGAAGAAUUGCACUCUGCAUUCGAACGGCGAGCAUUUGAAUAAUCAAACUAAUGUUUCCAUGAAAUUUUACCAUUGGAAAACCGGUACGCAAAAUUUGAAUGUUUAAUGCACAAGUCGCCGCAAAUAAAUAACUCUUUAUCUUACCUGAAACUCAUACUUUACAUGGUAGAAAUAAAUAUUUUUGCGUGGACCGUCUUAUCCUUUUUUAAAGUGGUGAAAAAAAGUAUGUACUUUUAACUAAGUUUAUUGCAAAUCAAGAGAUAUAGAUAAAAGUUUACCCUUUCAAACUAAAGCUGUUGUUUGUCGGUAUUCAAAAACGCUCGACCUACAUUCUUUUUUUCGCAAAAGAGAAACAUUAAACUUUUUAUUGACCUCGAAAGAUCACAGGUAACAUUUUCUCUUUCCUUUAUAGCGUUAUCAUAUUGUCGACACAAUGCUACGCGUGAAAACAAAAGGUAAAAAUUGUUAGUGUCGCGAAACGACCUGUGAGCUACACGCUAUAGGUGUAGGUGUACCGCCGUUACCUAGCAGCAGCGGCUCGCAAAAGUGCGGUCACGUACACUUCUUAUCGCCGCAGCAGCUGACUUUGGUUUAAUACUGUGACCGACGCUCCUACUGUUACUAAUGGUUUUCCUAUGACGAAACUUUUGUUUCAUGUGUCACAAAAUAGAUCUGUAAUUCUGUAAAUUCAUACACAAUGAUUACUUUAUUCGCAUAUACAAUGGAUUAAAUUUAAAAUUCUCUUAGGUAAAUGGUUUUUAAUACGAUCGAAAACGUUAAUGGAUUAUUUAUAAAAAAGGUGAUAUAUAGUGAAAUGAAUUACAAAUGAAUAAUCAUGAAUUUAAUGACAGCUUUUGAAGCGUUAACUCUGCCAACGGCAUCAUUGGAGAAGCGCUCAAUGUCACAUCUCUCUUAUUUGUAAUUAAAAAUUUGACAAACGUCAGUUUAUCCGAAAAAGAAGAAAAACGUUUAUAAAUACCUGACAUUAUGAAAGGUCAAUUGCAUUUUGAUGAACGCGUAAUAAUACCAAAAUCGGGUUGAAUUUUAAAAUUCAAUACGUUAAAAAAUAUAACAAGAGCAUUCACGAGCUUUUUCUCACAGUCGAGAAAUAUAUACACACAUUAUCCUGCUUUAUUUUGCAUACAUUAUUACUUAUUUUGAAUACAUUACUAUUUAUUUUGAAUACAUGCAUGAACAUCACUACAAGCGUUUGCAAACAGUGAGCUAUACAGUUAUUGUUUUUCUUCGUGCACUUUAUCAAUAUAUUUAAUCUUCUCGUUAUUCAAAACAUUGCACUUGGAAUGAAAUAGAAAGAAGUGAUAAAUUGCUACAUUACAAAUUCUUAACUACUGAGUACUGAAAAAAUUACCUGCUGUUCAGAAAAAUAUUGAAAAUUUUUAACUAAAGUAUCAUUUCAAGAAAGUACUCUAUUAAAUUAAUAAUUCGAUACAUAAUGAAAGUAAUAUUAGUACAUGUGUAUAAAUUUAAAAGACUAAUCUAUUUAAUGAAAUUAAAUAAUACUUUAGCAUAAAUUAUCUUCAUACGAAUGUUUAUGUGCGGUCAAUCUAUAAACUUUGAAAUACCACAAGGGACCAAUGACUGUAAAGCUUAGCGCAUGGAUAUCUUUCUCAAUCAAAAGUUUGACAAUAUAUAUCAACCACUAGAUUAAUACUGAAAACAAUGACGAGGCAGCUAACAAUUAAAAAAAAAAUUUGACUCCGAAAAAAACAAUCGUGUUCAAUCCGGCUAGUAACGAUCCAGUGCUAACGAAUUUCCAGUCUCGUGCAGAUAAAAAUAACAAAGCCGACAUAUUCACACACUCACGCACAGACACACACACACACCUGCACACACAUACACACACAUACAUCUAUCCAUUGAAAAGAAAAAAAAGAUGCGAGCGGAGUGCCCAUAUUUAUUUUUUUUUGCCCUUGCGGAGACCAAUAUUGUAUAUUCCUAGUCGCACAGUCGCGCGAUUUUGUCGAGCAUUCGAUUUUAUUGCGGUACACGAAACGAAAAGUCAAGCUCUCAUCAAUUACGAACCAAGCGACGAAGCAGCAAUUGCUCUUGUUCUACUUUUUUUUUAUUCACGUUGUUGUUUUACCUUCUCGCUCCUUUUUUUCACGAGAGUGAAGUUCGAGAUUGGUUCUCUUCGCGUCUCGGAACAUUUAUAUCUCUACCCUUUUUCUCUCUAUCUCUUUCUAUCUAUCUCGCGCUGAUGUGAUCCCUUUUCGACGAAGUGACGCGCACACGUACUUAUAAAGUAAUUAAAAUCUGGUUUAGUUACAGUCACAAGGAAAUACCAAUUUUUAGAUUGCCGCGGAAAUGUACACAAAUCAUUGUGAUAAUGAUCAGGUGCACAAAAGUGAUUGUAUUAUCGUCUACGCUUCCUCAAGCGACUAACACUUCCCCUAUAUAUUUUAUGAAUUUGCAGGCAAAACAAAAAGUUUGAUUUAACAAAGACAACAAACAUUGCUCGUUGAACAAUCGUACGGUGUCGCUCGAAGAAGGGAUAGAUGAUUUUACUUGAAUGUUCAAUAAAUUACUCUGUCAAGUACUAAAACGAUAUAUAUUUUUAUAAGUAAAAACUGAUGAACGUCGUGUCAAAAAGGGAUAAACAAGGCGGAAAUUUCUUCUUCCCAUUAUUUACCAAUGGGAUUCUUAUAGCUGUAUUCAGAAAAACUAAUAAAAAGUUUUUCAUAAGUAUACAAGUGCAAGCUUCGACCAAUGCAACAGAUAUCUAUAGAGAGGCCGAAAAGAACAUAAUUUAAGAGAACGCAGGGUUGUUUUACCGAAAAAUGGGAAACCAUUGUUAAGAAUCACUUUCAAAUAUUUGAGAAUAUAACACUUAUUUAAAAAUUACGAAAUUCGCGAAACGAUGGACGUUAACAAAAUAGUGUCACAUAACGCGAUACGAAUAAUAGUGACUUUUCGGAAAAAAAACCUCUUCAUACGAAGUAAAAAUAAAAACAAUUUUUGAAUUAAUCGUUCGUUAGAGAAAAAAAAAUACAAUGGUGAGUGGAUCAAGUAGUUGAUAUACUUCAUAACCUUUAAAAAGAAGAAACCUUUCGGACAUUUACAGACGUGAAGCUGAAGAGAAGAACGUAAGAUGAGUGAAGUGAAAAAAAGGAAAUGAAAAACGCGAAGAAUAAAACAGAGCAUAGGUGUACUAGAGAGAAAAGUCGCUACAGACCUUUUCGUUUUUAUUUGCUUUUUUUGCAGCCGUUAUAUACGCAUACAUACACACGUAUAUGUGCCAUGCCGUCAUUUUCGUCGUUUAUACCCCUGGGAGAUUUUUCCACGAUGACCAACCCCUCAAAGGUGUAUAGAGUUGCUAGACGAAAGUAGCGAAAAAUGCGUCAAGAGAGUCGAGUCCGUUGUUUCAUCUUCUUUCUUUCUCUUUUUUGUUCCUUUUGUCGUCUUAUAUAUACGACAUGUACGCUGUAUUGUUGAAAAGUUUGAUUGAUAUGGUUCUCGUAAGAAUUAUUAGAUAUCGCUAUAGAAUUGAGUAUCUAUAUCUUUAUAGGUAAGUUUUUGUGAUACAUGCUUUUUUUACUCGAUUAUAAAAUAAGUUCAUUGGUAGUUGUAAUGUUAAACCAAAUUGCAUUGUGUUUUCUAUAUGUAACCUUGAAAUAAUUUUUUUUGAGGAAUUGAAAAGCCAUAUUCUAUGAAAGUAUCUCAUAGAAAUAUAAGAAAUCUGAACAAAUUGUUGAUUUUGGAGAAAAGAUCACACGCGUAUGAUGGUAUCUCGAUGGAUAAUCAAACUGCGCUACACUGUUGUAUUUGAAAUCGUAAACGCUGCGUUUCCUUUAUUAUUAAACGUUGUACUGUAUUGAAAAUGCUUAAAAAGCAUGCUUUCAACAGUUUUGCGUGUGCAUGUGUGUGCAUAAAUUCGGUAUGACUGCGCGAUUGAUAGUUGAUCAACUGUACGGAUACACGAAUGAGUAUACCAAGCAGACAAACUGUGAGAGACCAGUUGGAAUUAAUAAAUG
Messenger RNA from Phymastichus coffea, 10945 nucleotides. RefSeq lists its product as uncharacterized. NCBI's taxonomy places the organism in Eukaryota, Metazoa, Arthropoda, Insecta, Hymenoptera, Eulophidae. Bases 863 to 3127 code for a protein of 754 amino acids. The record is from RefSeq and is a predicted model, not a curated record. Gene Ontology annotation, cellular component: plasma membrane. The transcript has 14 exons. Gene Ontology annotation, molecular function: GTPase activity; GTP binding; calcium channel regulator activity.